GCCCAGAAGCCUCUAGCUCCCGCUCUGAAGCUCACGUCCCUGCCCUCCAGCAUGAAGGUCUCCACUGCGCUUCUGUGCCUCCUCCUGGCAGCCGCCGCCUUCAGCUCCCAGGUGCUUGCUCAGCCAGAUGCACUCAAUGCUCCAUCCACUUGCUGCUUCAUGUUUAACAGCAAGAAGAUCCCCUUGCAGCGGCUGCAGAGCUAUCAAGUCACCAACAGCCAGUGUCCCCAGGAAGCUGUCAUCUUCAGGACCAAACAGGCCAAGGAGAUCUGCGCCAACCGGAAGGAGACAUGGGUCCAGAAUUACAUGAAACACCUGGACCAAAAAUCUCAAACCUGAAGACCUGACCUGCCCCACCAAGACCAAGUCAGCAUCCAAGAAACUACUCUUCUCCUCCAGCCUGCCCAUCUGCACCCUGGAGCAAGUUCAUUGUCAUUUCGAAUAGGGCGUUUUCUGUUCUGUGGUACAAAACGUAAGGUCUUAAGUGAUAUUCAAUAUUAUUUGAAUUGUUGGUUUGAAGUUUGUUUUGAAUAUUGAUGAUUUUUUUUUUUUAAAGCAGAACUAUCCCCACCUGUGAGCCCCGGGUCCUUCCCCUGUGGGCAGUGGGUCUCCCUCCUGCUGACUCCCUGGGGAUUGUGAGGGUGCCUUAGGAAUCAUGAAUAGGAGGGGUCACUGAGGUUUAUGUAGGAGUGCGCCCUUGUGAAAGUGAAGUGUUGUGAACACGUAUUAUGACUUCACAGAAUACAC
Choloepus didactylus (southern two-toed sloth) is the source of this 747-nucleotide messenger RNA. RefSeq names its product C-C motif chemokine 13-like. NCBI's taxonomy places the organism in Eukaryota, Metazoa, Chordata, Mammalia, Pilosa, Megalonychidae. Gene Ontology annotation, biological process: cellular response to interleukin-1; cellular response to tumor necrosis factor; positive regulation of GTPase activity. The record is from RefSeq and is a predicted model, not a curated record. Bases 52 to 339 code for a protein of 95 amino acids. The transcript has 3 exons. Gene Ontology annotation, molecular function: CCR chemokine receptor binding; chemokine activity. Gene Ontology annotation, cellular component: extracellular region.